AUGCCCAUCUCCUCUGAUGCGGAUGUGGUGGCGGCAGUGCCGGUGCUGAAGCCACUUCUUGCACUCGCCGGCUCAUCUGUCUCGUGGAAGCAUCUUUCUAGUCAUGACGGGUACAGUGUCUCAGAGCUCCCUCCGAUCCCCGCCCUGGGACUGCCUAUGAAAUGCUACCGCACGCAGUUUGUGGUGAACGGGGACCUCGACUUGUUUCAGCGCGUGCUCAGUGAUGAAGCUUCGAUUCGCGAAUUUGACUCCGCUCUGAAGGAGAUGCGCAUCUUGGAGCGGCGCGCGUCCAAGACGCUGCUGUACACGUCGUACGUGUCGCCGUUUCCGUGGCUCGUCACCCCGCGCGACUUUUGCGUGUGGUCCGCCGGAAUCUUCACAACACUGGAGCAGCUGAAGCGCGUGUGCUCAGAGGCAAAGGAAGGCAGUCCUCAGUCAUUCAACAGCGCUCUGGCAGUGAGGAAACUUUUUUGCACAUGCCAACAAUCGGGAGAGGCUCCGGAUCCUGGUCAGAGGGUGUACCUGCAGAACAGCGUGACAGCACUGGUGUCGGACUCGGCGGCAGUUCCGACACCACAAAGCGGAACGCUCUUUGUGCGCGGAGUCGUCUACUGCUUCGGCUACGUGGCGUUUGCGGACCCCUCCAUUCAGGGCACGUUGCGCGUCACCCACUACUGCUGCGUUGACCCGGCUGGCCAGAUUCCCACGUGGCUGGUGGCCGCCGCGGUGGACGAGAAUACAAAGAAACUGAGGAAGAUGGCAGAGCUCGUCGAGGCGGCCGCCGCGGCUGCAGCGCCGGCUGCUGAGCCUACCUCGGCUUGCCUCAAUGCGCCGUCAGCUGAUCCGCUGCCGGCGAAAGAACCGCAAGAGCCAGCGUUUACAUCGACGGGUAGUGCUGAGGAACCAUCCGAGGAGGCCAAGGGCGAAGACGUCUCAACUCCACUCUUCACGAAAGAUCCCUGUGAUGAAGCUCCAUCGCUGGCGGUCCCCACCGUGGAGGGCUUUUCCGACAGCGGUGCGUACCCGUCACCCGAUGCGGAAGGUGAAGCGGUGCUUUCUAUGGCACCUGAAUCAACGGACGUCUCCCCUUCACCGCGGCCGAUGCCGAAGGAACAACGCAGCUUUCCACCGCCGCCAGCGACGUGUAGAAACACUGCCACGCAUGACCCCUCUCUCACUUCCACGCCACCGCAGCCACCCGGCACGGCAGCAAGUGUGGAUCCGAGGGUGGAGAUUCUCAGCCUGCUUGCGCGCUCCAAUGGCUGGUGCAAGCGGCGCGAGGUUGAAGAGAUACAGUAUGCGGAACUGCGCAUCUUGCCGGAGCCGCUGCGCUCGAAGGACCCGCUGUGCAUCGCGAUGCGCGUCAGCGCACUGGUCCGCUGCACUCUCGACACGUUCGUAGCAGUACUGCGCAAUCCGGCACUUUUUCCGGAGAUCGACCCAGAGCUCGUGCGAGUGGUUGCCGCCUCAACGUCGUCUGGUGCGUCUAGCCGGACAGCGAGUUGCGAGCCGAGCACAGCUGGCCAUGGUUCCGCGCCCACUGCGGGCGAGCUGCGCCACUAUCAGUUCGAUGCCACUGAUCCCUUUCGAUCUCCAUGGGAGAUGAUCCUGCUCUGCAGCGACUUCGAGUUGACGCAAAUUGACGGGGGACGGUACGGCUUUCACACGCCUGGCGUCCCCGCGGCGACGCACGUGUGGGUGAGUGCAGACAGCACGACUUCCUGCUAUCGUGGCGUACACCCAGACGGGUACCAUCAGCACAUGCAGGUGCGCGUGUUUGGCGUCACUGCCGUUGCCGUCCCCCGCAGCGCUGAAAGCAUCCGCGUGUCGCAGUAUAUGCUCUUCGAUGCCUGCGCACCGCUUUUACUCAUCCCUCACAGCUCUUGGCACAUCUCCUUUCAGAAGAAGUGCCCAACGGAGGAGUUCGUGUCGGGCGUCUCGAGGUGGAUGGAGGGCCGCAUGAACCGUCUUCGGCGCCUAAGCGAGGAACGGCAUCGUCGACGCAACAGCAGCGCCAUGGUGGCGCUCGACAAGGUGCCGCUGUUACGCUUUCUGUAUACAGUACACUGUGCUGAAAGCGGUCGCGCGCUCAAGAGCCCUGAGGCGGCGUGGUACGGCGACGUCCUCGCUCGGGCUAUCCGAUGGACUGGCAAAGGCGGUUGCUCAUCACUCAGGACGGAAGCGGGUAGUGGUGACCCGCCUUUGGUGGUCCUCUCAACAGUGUUUCCGUGUUCUCUGGCGCAGCUACGCAAGUACAUGCUAUUCAGCUCGCCUCGCCAUCGCUACGCUCUCGAGAGGGGGAUUGACACGUACGAAGAGUUGGCCGCUCCACCCGAGUUUACCACGGUGCGCGUUGUGUACGGCGCCGCGAGCGCUUCCUUCCCUCGGGUGCGGCUGACGGUUCUCGAGGCGUUUGGCGAGCUCCACGGAGUAAAUGUUCCGUGCCCGACGUUGGUGCUGAGCCGCGCAGGGAUCGACGGAGAUGUGGGCGACGAAUCUGACGAGCUGGACUUCGGCGAGAGCUUUGGCCACCUUCGCGUUAGCGCCGACAAGCGGUUCGAGGACGGCCGCGUCUUCUGCUCCGGGUGGGUGGCCACGACGCUCGAAGGCAGUGGCAGCCAAUCGUGCGCGAAUGACCCUUGGGCGGCAGUGAGGAGCCCUCACAGCGGCCUCGCGCCCGUCUCUCCAGAGCUGUGCACCGAGCGGUCGAUUUCGGGUGGCAAGGCUGAGGAGGCUGCCCUGCAUCAGCCGGAAUGCAUUGUCGUGACACAGUACCUGAGCAUCGGUCUUCCAUCAGCGCACCAACGCGAUCUUGACGCGGAUGGGCUACCUUGUGGGUGCGUAGCAGAGCAAGCGGCACUGCUGCAGCGCUUUCGCGAUUCCGUGUGCACAUGGGGCUCCCCCGUCGCAGCCACGACAUCGGAGUAA
Leishmania major strain Friedlin is the source of this 2928-nucleotide messenger RNA. RefSeq lists its product as hypothetical. Bases 1 to 2928 code for a protein of 975 amino acids. The transcript has a single exon. The record is from RefSeq and is a predicted model, not a curated record. Lineage: Eukaryota; Euglenozoa; Kinetoplastea; Trypanosomatida; Trypanosomatidae.